Messenger RNA from Cephus cinctus (wheat stem sawfly), 8648 nucleotides. Its product is annotated as A disintegrin and metalloproteinase with thrombospondin motifs 6. Lineage: Eukaryota; Metazoa; Arthropoda; Insecta; Hymenoptera; Cephidae. Gene Ontology annotation, cellular component: extracellular matrix. The transcript is spliced from 17 exons. Bases 4980 to 8477 code for a protein of 1165 amino acids. The record is from RefSeq and is a predicted model, not a curated record. Gene Ontology annotation, molecular function: metalloendopeptidase activity. Gene Ontology annotation, biological process: extracellular matrix organization; proteolysis.
AGUGGAGCUGCAAAACAAAACGGUGCGACCUUUUGCUCGAAUCGAUACGGCCUCGGACUUGGAAGACAGGGAGAAGUGGCAUGAGAGACAAGAGACGAGAGAAGAGAGAAAAGAAAACAGAGAAGCUCUGCGUGGACCCAAGUACCCAGGUGUUACAAGCUCUCACGAUUGAAACGACCCCUUGGCUUCUAUUGUCUCGCCUUUACAGCUGCCUACGGAAGAAGCAUUGGGGAGGAAAUCGACCCGUGUCCAGCAAACCUAGCAUACCUACUGAACCGACCCCGCACGAGAGCAGCUUGAUUCCGCUUUGGAACGAAGCGCAACUUUCUCACGCGUACAAGCGACAGGAUGAUAUUCCUCGAUUCGACUCCUCGAAUUAUACGAUUUCUCUCGCUCGUCAUUUAUCAUUGGAUCGAAGGAAAGCUCUCUCAGUUACUGCCUGACCGCUUUCCUCGAAUUCGUAUUUUAACCGAUACGUUCCAACUACUCGAAUGGUUUUGUUUGCCGAGUGCCUUAAUCGUGUAAGAUCCUGAUAUUUCGCAUGGGUGACAUAUGUAAAUAGAGAUCGGAUAAGGAAACUGUGGGUCGUUUGUUGAACGAACGAAUAAUUGGCAUCAAAGUUACACGAAGAAACUUUUAAAUAUAAUUUCUGGAAAUCCGGAUCCUCGAUUCUUGAUCAUCAAUUUUGAAUUGGAUUUACUUGAAUUAAAAUAUAAAACUUCACAGUCUGCUGGUACUGAAGGAAGCUGAUAUCGUUUCCAGUUUCUAAUGGACGGGAAAAAUGUCGAGCACACUGCCUGACUUGUAGCGGCUGAAACGACCAGUGGCUAUCAGGGGCAGUUUAAUCAGGGUUCCCAGCUUCAACAUUUCUGACAAUAGCAAUGCAAAAAAGCUGCAACUUUUUUGUUGGGUAAAGUUAUAGCUGAAGCAGGGGCGAUUAGUCGGAGGUUUAUUUGGCAAGCAACGUUUGCAGCAUGCAAUUUUUAUGUAUAUUCUGUCGUUGACGGCUUCGGUGACGCGUGGGAAGCAUGCCCUUCGUGUUUCAGUGAUACUGAAUAUAGAUUUAUGAUUUGCUGUUGGUACUCGUUGAUUUUAUUGUAAAAAUUGAAACAAUCGAGGUGACGACAGUAACAGUGAAAGGGGUUUUUAGAUUUGAAAAGUUUGUAUCCGAAAAUGGUCGAUAACUCGUGAAACUCGCAACACUUGGGUGGCUUUCUUAUCUUGGCUGGAUAUGCUGAUGAUGCGUAAACUUGGCGAAUCCUUAGAGAUUUCGGCGCGCCGUAAAAAUCAAAUCCCUCGGUUGACGGUAGUUCGCAAAGCCGUUAAGCUCUCUGCGCCAGCGAGGCGCUAUGAUUAGACUAAAGUUUAUCGGAAAAUUCACAGUAUACCAAACCCUCCCUGUGCAUUGCACUUUCUCGGUUGACACUCUCUUCUUUUUGUCGCAAAUCACCGACCAGCAACACAAUUUCGUUGUACAUACAUCGAAUAUCGAAUAUAACGCGUGGUACUCUUGUCUAUACCACUUUGGGUUAAAAAAAAAGAUGAAAUUCUAAAAUGCGAUCUAUGCGAAUGCCCUUAAUCUGCAUUCUUCUAAGAGGAACCAAGUGUCUCCAAGACAUAGGCACUAUAUGUGAUAUCUCAUAAAGAAAUAGGGACAUUUCUAAUGAAACUGACAAUUCACAGGGGAGUACAUAUUCCUGGUUAAUUAAUUGCACGCGGGGUUUCUGCCGCCGAGCAGAGUUUGCUCUCCCCUGUUGUCAAGUGGUUAAUAAUGGUUUGGCGGGCUUAUAGUAUGCUAAUGAGAGAAUGCCGGUAGCUAUACUGAAUCUGCGAACACUGGACACACGAAAUUGGUAUACAGCCUCUAUAGGUGCUUUAUGAAUUUAAUCGUAGAAUCGUUCGAUUCUUUGAAUUUAUGAAUGUGCGCGAUCUCGGUGUUACGUGUUAAGAGAAACGUCGUGUCUGCCUCCGAAAAUUGGAAACUCGGUUCGUCUUAGACCCUUAACUGAAAUGUUAAUUAUCAGUGCUAGGUCUGGCUGCUGAAAGCACGAAAUUGAUGACCCUGCGCGAUAAAAAACGUGCACGCCCUCCUGCCUGCUGUACAAUUAUCGAUCAUAUAAAAAUAAAUAAUUAAUGAGGCACAUUCGCGGCCUUCUGGAUCGAAGCUGGCUGGUUCUGGCUGUAUGGCUAGUUAAUUGUCAGGAAGCUAUUUUCCAAAAGAAAGGGGCGGCUAGGUAAAAUAUACGUCCAAAGCUAUACGGCGACUGAAACGUAUAAAUACCAUGUAUAUUGCAAAAAGCUUGGACUCUGCAAAUCACUGGGUAAUCAGAACCGCUACUCGUAUGCUUUUUUUUCCCCACAUUCUUCCGAUCCAGUACUCUCUCUCUCUCUUACUCUGCUAUUCUUUGAGCACGGUAGAGCAUGCUUUGCCUUUAAUAAUGUUUACGAAUAGCACUUGGUGGUUUGUAAAUGUUUCCAACUUUUUCACGGAUUUCUUCGAAAGGUUUUUGAGUUCGAUGAUAAUCCGAAAGCUUUCAGUUGCUAUCACGGAAUGCUAUUGGAUACCAAUAUGCCAUGUUUUUACGAUAAUGAAACCAAAAACUCAAUGACUUAUGGAUAUUUAGAUAAAUAUAUUUUAAUCCUCCAGUUCCACCAUCUUAGUCCUUUUAAUUAGCGAGUAGUAUCGAUUAAUUGAUAAAGAUUAAUAGAAAGACCUUAUGUUGAAAAUGAAUAUUUUGGUUUGAGAUAUUGCCCAGCUAUUAAAGCAAAGUUGGAAUUCGUUCCCGGUGACACGCAGCGAAUUGAGCCUUUAAAGGGAGGUCAGUACUUUCAGUGCAUUCUCUCGUAAAUACUUUUGGUUUUUAGUCAACGGGAAACGAAUCGGCAACAGAAAAUUACCGUAUAAAGUUCUUGUGGGAUUCGGGGCAACUUUAAUGGCCUUACAAAUCUCGGUGAAAUAGAACUAUUUCCUUAGAAUCCUGUCUCCGAGUAUCCUUGUUCUUCCGGCACGACAUUCUUGUCUUCGCUGACCCACAUUCAUUCUCAACCAAAAAAUGGAUCAACAACAUAAAUCAACGUCCACUUUACAUUAGCGCUGUAUUCGCUUGGCUCCGUGGAAGCUAACAAUCUGGAUGAUUAAACCAUUAGUAAAGGACACUCAUUUUACUCAGAGUGCCUGAGUCCCUCGAAUCAUUCGCGAAUCAACUUAUUUUCUGACAAUUAUUUCAUUUACGUUCAUUUAUACAUAUUAGGUAACUAGUAUUAUUUUAGGAUAACAUAUUUGCUUGAGAAUCGCGUUGUAUCAAGUUUCAAGCGAAAGGGCGAGCUUUUCUCUGAUUUGAUUGACGAUGCAUCGUCAUACUACCUGCUGAGUAAUUCAGGUGAUUAAACUUGUCGAAGCAAUUGAAUCGUUUUUCAAAAUGGCAGAACAGCUUUUCCCAAUGAAAUAUUUAUAAAUCGUAAUAACGUUUCGUGCGAACAUAGAGAACCAGGAGGUCACGGACAGCCGAAUAUUCACGUAUUCCUCGAUACAAAUAUUUUUCCAGUUGAUCUCGCGGCUGCAAUUUUACGAGGCCAUUUGUAGUUUGCUGUCGGUCAUUCGCGGCUGAACAUUUGUCAAAACGAAACAAUUUCCGAUACAACUGUAAGCCCCGAGGUUUUAGGCCAAAGAUUUGCGGUUUAAUGGUUUCAUCGAGAAUGACUCGAUUGGGAUGGGCCAGGAGGAUCGAAGAAAGGAAGCGCGUUAGACAGAUUUUAUGGGGCGCUGGCUCAAGGUUCCGUUCGUUUCUUAUUUAUACUCCAGGCAUUGUGCGUGAAAACUCGCUACUUCUCGGCGAGUAAAGUCAAUUGAUCCUACGAAGCAAUCCCAUUUAAGCGGUUUAUGUCGGGUGCCGGAUAUUUUUAGGGAAGCAAUAAGAAGAGAGGCGUCAUGCACAGCGGAGUCGCGAAGAGACUUUUCGUGCUAGCGCUUGCAAUUUUGUGCCGAACGUUUCCUUAAAGUGGGAAAGUGCUUUUCAUAAAGCGACCUCAUUUCGGCACACCGCUCUUUCUUCUUCCCGUACGCCUCUUCUGCGAGGAGCUGCGAUUUAAUUCAAUUUUCAUAAAUUUGUGGGGUUGAAUCGGUGGUUUAUGAUAAUAGCCCAUGCCUCUGUACGAAAACGGAUAUUCCAAAUGGUAAAGGUUUUUCUUUUCUUUUUUUUCCCCUGAAAGUAGAGAGCCUCCUAUAUACAUAUAUCUCCGUAUUUACGAGAAUCGAAGGAAGAACGUACCUUCAAUUAAUUUUGUAAACGUACUUUGACUCGACUCGACUCAAUCUGGCUCUCAAAGACGAGAGAUCCCCUUAAGUUGCCGGAACGUCAAAAGGGCUUUUGGCAUUUCUGAAAGAAUUUAAGGAAUUGCGCGGUUUACAAUAUUCGAGGGAUAUCAGGCCACGCGAGAAUCGUCAUGUCGCGAAAAGAUGGCUGAAACGAGGGAACGAAUCUUCCGCCGCUCUUUGCAAUCUUAGACUUCCUCUUCUAUGCUAGAACAAUAACUGUUUGAGUUUCUGAGGAAAGAGCAAUUCUUGAAUAUGUUUUAAAUAAAAUGCCACUGCGAAAAGUAUUCAGAGCUAUUUUCUCUAAGCAGCGAGGAACAGGACAAGAAAUCCAAACAAUAUUUUGAAUUGCUAAAAUAUUCCGUUGAAUACAUUGCGCCUUAAUAUUAUUCGGAGUAUAAUAAGUCGGCUUCGAGGGAAACUUUAACAUCGACAGCUCAUUCUACCUUUCGGCGGUUCUUGUAUCAAUUUGCAUCUGAUCCAGUUACUACUUACUUUUCUUACUCUCGAGCUUUCGCAACCCCUUCGCUCAAUCCAGGAGCCCAAAUUAUUUAGACUCACUUUCAUCUCUUUGGGUUAGAUACUGUCAGCUGCUCGCAACCUGAACAUAUAACAGCUUCACUCGAUAUCAUUUCUGACAAUAAACGUAUUGAACGUAGGUACGCGUAUGCAAACUGCUGCAACAAUACGUUUCUCGUACGUUGUUCAAUUGUAUCUCGAUUUGGAUAUCGACGCGGAUACAUGUGAAUGUAUUUUUCGUGACAAAGGAAGCCGCAUUCGGAAUAAUAGGAUCAUGUUGAAAUUUCGAAGGUUACUCGUCAUGACUGUCUUAAUGAUGAUGGACCAUGUGCGUCUCGGUAAAGGUACCCGAAUCUUUCAAAAUGAAAAACAUCAUGACAGCGAAAAGACCGUACUUCGUGGACGUUACAGUCGAAAUAUCCCGCUCGACGAAGAUUGUGAGAUUGUCGUUCCACGCAAGGUUAGAUCGGACGGAAGAUUCAUCUCGCACAGUAUACCGCAUCACUUCAAACGCACGUUUUAUGGAGACAGAGCUCGGAAAGAAAUGACACCCGACGAUGCUCUUCACUAUCGUUUGCGAAUCAACGGCGUUGAGCACCACUUGGAACUCUAUCCGAAUAAUCGGCUUGUCGGACCAGGCGCCGUGCUCGAGCGUCGAAUUCUGAAAGGCCACGCGGAACCUCCCAGUGACGAAGCAUUUUUGAGAGGGUCAACAUUCAAGCGGUUACGCGAUACGCAGUGUCACUAUCAGGGCGGAGUACGCGAACAUCAACAGAGCAGUGCUUUAUCCACUUGCUACGGUCUGGCUGGCUACAUCAGGACGAAGCGCUCGUGGUACAUUAUCGAACCGAUGGCAGAUCAUGAUUUCACUAAAGAAACGGAACAUCCUCAUAUUCUUCAUAGAACGAGUCCUAGAGACUUUCAAGAGGGAAUGGAAAGUCUCUGUAACGUAACCGGGAAGUUCUCCGCGAGAAAAUUAAAGAGAGCUGCAGACGUGGUUCAGAGAAAUCUCUCGAGAGUCGAGCCUAAAUUUUAUACCGUCGAGCUACUUCUGGUACUUGACAAGACUCUUCUGGAUUAUCACAGAAACUUCGACGUUGAGAAUUACGUUUUAACGCUCUUCAAUAUGGCUGCCGGUUUGUUUCACGACGUAAGUCUGGGUAUCGAAAUGGAAUUAACCAUCGUUAGAAUUAUUAGGCUAGAAGUAGAAGAGGACGAGAUGAAUUUGUCGGUAAGUAAGGAUGCUGGAGAGACAAUGAAGUACUUUCAGGAAUGGCAACGAAUGAUAAAUCCGGGAGACGAUUCGCACCCGAAUCAUCACGAUUGCGCGAUCCUCUUGAGCAGGAUAGAUUUUUGCAAAACGCAGAGCCUUUGCGGAUUCACUGGAAUGUCGACAGUCGCAGGAACUUGCGAUCCUCUCCGAGCUGCUGUGGUCCUUAGGGAUGCUGGGCUGGAGACCGGCUACCAUAUCGCCCACCAUAUCGGGCAUACGAUUGGCAUGUCUCACGAUCUGGAAGAGGAGAACGGUUGUCCAGGAAUCACCGUCCAUCAGAAUGGUUACAUCGAAACCUCAGUCAUGUAUCCAGGAUACCAUUACGUGACAAAGAAGUGGUCAAAGUGUUCCCAGAGUUAUGUCAAGCUUUAUCUUGAAGCAGGAAUGGGAUCGUGUCUAUCGGACGUUCCUCAGGACCACCAAUUCCCGUUGAUAGAUAUGUUACCGGGAGUUAUGUACAAUGGCGACGAUCAAUGCCGGUUAAGAUACCGUCAGGAUGUUAGACAGUGUGACCUGGGAAUCACUUGUGAGACGCUCAAAUGCGCCGUGCCUGGCAAAGGAUGUAUAUCUAGGAAGAUACCGCCAGCAGAGGGGACGCCGUGCGGGGAGGAAAGAUGGUGCUAUCAAAUGAAAUGCCUCAUGAUCGGCGAACGUCCUGAUGCCACGGACGGAGCUUGGAGCGCCUGGUCUCCUUGGAGCCGAUGCUCUCGCACGUGUGGUUCCGGUGUUGCAUCCUCCGAGCGAAGAUGCAAUCAUCCACGACCUUCGAAAGGAGGCGCAUACUGCCCGGGUAAUUCAAAGAGACACAAAAUAUGCGCCACCGAUCCUUGCGAAAUUGGUUCGCCAUCCUUCCGCGACGUCCAGUGUGCUCAGUUCAAUGACUGGGUAUUCCCGGAAGACGGGAAGAUUCAUCAAUGGGUGGGCUACAACUUACCAGAAAAUUUGAAGGCUUCCGAAAAUCCCUGCGUUCUCUUUUGUCUGAGCGAAACGAAACUGCUGACGUCGUUAAAGCCGAAAGUGAUAGACGGUACUACGUGCUAUAGAGGUAUUCGGGAUAUAUGCAUCGGUGGCAUUUGCAAAGAAAUACCCUGCGAUUUAGACAUGGAAUCCGAUGCUGUUGAGGACAUCUGUGGAGUUUGCAAGGGCGAUGGCACUUCGUGUACAUUGAAGGAAGGCACUAUAUCAAUUCAGGCGCAAUCGAGUCUAAAGAAAGUCAUAGACGUGCCCGUAGAAGCUAAGAACAUUCGAGUUGAAGAAGCGGAACCAACGAAGUCACGAAUAGUCGUCAGGAGCAAAAAUACACGAAAUGUUUUGAUCGAUGGGAAUCGGUUAGGAAUGUUUGACGUUCCCGGAUCAAAGGCGUGGUUGGGCAUGAUACGAGGGAAACAAGAAGCCCUCAACAUACCGGGACCAAUUACAGAGGAGCUGGUAAUACUGGUUUAUCCGAAGGAAAACGUGACACUCAAAUAUUCAUUGGGUCUACGAGAUGAGAAGACGAGAAAGCCCGAGUUCGAUUGGGGCUACGUCGACUGGUCCAAAUGCAACGCACCUUGCGGUCCCGGCGAGGAGGUUUCUACACCUCGUUGCAUAGAAAAAACAAGCGGACAAGUAGACGAUAGUUUUUGUAAGAACAUCACAAAACCAGACGUUAAGAUGAGACCUUGCAAUCAGGCAUCCUGCAUUCCGCGAUGGAUGAUCGGUGACUGGCAAGGUUGUAUUCCGUGUACUUCGUCGUGUAAGAAAGUACGGGCAGUCAAGUGUAUUCGACCUGUCGGCCAUGGAGAACAAGAGGCGGAUAUUAUCUCCGACAGUUUUUGUCAAGGACCAAAGCCGAAGGAAACGGAAAUUUGUAACUAUCGAAUUCGACGGUGCGAGAACGCUAAGGGAGAAAGGGACUCAAGAAGAAAUCAUCAAUGCAUCCCGGAUUUGUUCAAUAGAAUAUCAAAUAAUGAAUCUUCGAUGUUUGGGGGAAACGAAGAUUUGGGAAGAGCUUCGAGAGAGCGUAUCUUCGACAAUCAGGAUAAAGAUGAUCGAUGGGUUGAUGCAAUUGGCAAUACAAUGGAUCCUUUCAGAGGGACUUUACACUCGUUGACUAUUAAAAAGAGAAAAGAUAAGCACGAAGAUAACGUAGUCAAAGUGGAAAAAAUUAAUAAGGGAGAAAUAUUCGCGGACAAGGAAGAUCUUAAGAAUCUUACUUUGACGAUUAUAUUAGAACGAGAUGAGGAUAAUAAUGUUUUGAAUUUUCCAAAAGACUUCAAACCUCAACCACCGGACAAUGUGACGGAUUUCACUCUCGCCGGUAUGGAUGCUGUAAAGUAUAUUCAAAGGAUACAGGACGAGGCUCGUACGACCUCGGAAAUUCCUACCCCUUAGACCCCAAUCAACCGAUAUACCAACGAGCACGACAUUGAAUAUAAACGAUCAGUCGAGCAUUGACGAUCUUCCGGUGUCUUGACAACUUGCGACUCAGUCCAUGAAGUGCUUAGCUCUUAUAUUUACAAAUUGUAUUUCUCUUUUUAAUAAUAAACUUGCAACACAUACGUG